AUGAAGCUGUUCGCCAUACUCGCAAGUGUCCGCAAAGCUGCCUUGCUUCUUUUUCGAAACGUGAGUUACUCCCUGGAAAAGAAUUUGGAACUGGCAGUACAGAAUGUCCUGGAUCCUACGCUGAAAAGUCUACUGGAUAGCGCUUCUGCUCAACUUUACUAUAAUUGUGCUAACAACUACGACUAUGAGAAGUUAUGUGAAGCUUUUAGUCUCCCUGACUAUAUGUCCACAUGGUAUAAGCUGACGUUGAUGCAUUGCUGGAUGGUCUUAACGAGAAUGCACACGUCAUUAGAUGCUUACGCCUAUCUGCGUUUACAACGAAGUAUGCUAGCAACGCUAUGGUUAGACGUCGAUAAUCGGCUCAAAAUUGUUUCGGAAGAAGUUAAGCUAACUCUCACGAAUCGAAGUGAUUUGAAGAAGAUGCAUGGACUUCAUUUGCAGACUUUUUUGGAAUAUGAUGAGGGAUUCUUAGCAGACGACCGAAUGUUUGCUGCUGCAAUAUGGCGAUGCCUCUACAUGAGCAGAUCCUUUGAUCCCAUACAUGUUCUAAAAGUCAUUGCCUACAUGCGAUCGACGAUGGCUUGGCUGGAUACGCUCGACUUGAACGAAAUUUUGGUGGAUGGUAUCAAAGAGUGGAAGCAAGUUAAACCCAAAGAAGCAGAGGAAACUUCCUUUCAUAGUAACCUACAUAUGGCGGAACUGCCAGACCUCGGAGCAAGAUGUGAAUUCCACGACUGCAAGCAAUUAGAUUUUCUUCCUUUUACUUGCCCUAUAUGCAAGUGCUGUUUCUGCUCCGAUCAUCGUUUUGCUCACGGCUGUAAUAACUCGAAAGAAUAUGACCUUGCGACUGCAGUGCCCUCGUCAUCUGGACCAAUACGUGAAUUUCUUUGCUCCUUUGCUGGAUGUUCCCGAGCAGAGAGCAUCAAAAUCGUUUGUCCCCAUUGCGAACGGAACUACUGCUUGAAGCAUCGUCAUGCGGAUGAACAUCUUUGCGAUGCAAUGCCAGAAAAGCUCGAAAAACCUCGUCCGCAAGUUACAUUGCCCAUUCCGGAGCCAUCAAAAGUAGAGAAGCCGCCGAAAACCACGAAAACAGCUUCUCUAAACCCGGCCGAUCAAAAGAAAAUGGACAAGAUUCUCAUUAUGAAGUUGAAGAUGAAUGCGAAAGCUACAGCUGACGUACCUGCAGAAGAACGAAUGUUUUUAUUCGUUGAAGGCAAAGAUGUGAAUGGAGGACGACAAGCAGUGGUGGUUAGCAAGAAAUGGACUGUUGGACGUUGCGCUGCAGCUAUACAGAAACUCCUAUCACUACAGACAUCUAAGGCUCUCCAACUUCACACAAGUUCGGGUCAGCUGCUCGACUAUGCCGAAACAGUGUCAGGCUAUCUCGCUGAUAUGGAUACGGUAACGAUCACCAAGCCUGACACAUAG
This is a messenger RNA of Cylicocyclus nassatus, 1428 nucleotides long. Lineage: Eukaryota; Metazoa; Nematoda; Chromadorea; Rhabditida; Strongylidae. The record is from the annotation of a GenBank genome assembly.